Phasianus colchicus (ring-necked pheasant) is the source of this 478-nucleotide messenger RNA. RefSeq names its product churchill domain containing 1 (gene CHURC1). Gene Ontology annotation, molecular function: zinc ion binding. Gene Ontology annotation, biological process: fibroblast growth factor receptor signaling pathway; multicellular organism development; positive regulation of DNA-templated transcription. NCBI's taxonomy places the organism in Eukaryota, Metazoa, Chordata, Aves, Galliformes, Phasianidae. The record is from RefSeq and is a predicted model, not a curated record.
AUUAGCCACGCCCCCACCAGAGCAAAGCCCCGCCCCCGUGCGCGGCGGAAGUCUCGCGAGAAGCGGCGCGAUGUGCGGGGGCUGCGUGGGCACGGAAUACCCCGAGCGGGGCACCACGUGCCUGGAGGGCGGCUCCUUCCUCCUUAACUUCGUGGGGUGCGCGCGGUGCGGCCGCCGGGACUUCGUACUGCUGGGCAACCGCGCCGCCGGCCUGCACGGCGACGAUGAGAUCAUCACCUACGACCACCUGUGCAAGAACUGUCACCACCUGAUUGCGCGCCACGAGUACACCUUCAGCGUGGUGGACGACUACCAGGAGUACACCAUGCUGUGCCUGCUAUGCGGCCGCGCCGAGGACUCGGUCAGCAUCCUGCCUGACGACCCACGUCAGAUGACCCCACUCUUCUGAAGGCAGUUUGUAACUCUGGGUGGGGGGAGCUUCAGCCCUGACCUGAGACUGCUUUGUGCUGAAGAAAAG